AUGACUCUCCCAGCUUCACAGGAACUCCAACAAACCCUGUCAUUGAGCAUGGAAGGUGCACCGCUCCAUAUUAGUACAUUGAACAGCGAUGGGCUAAGCACACUUUCAUCUCAUGACGCAAGUGGCUCCAGUAUGAAUUCCAGCAUUUUCAGUUCUGGAUCUGAUCCGAUGUCCAUAUCAGAAUUAGUGAGUGGAAUUCAAGGUCUCCAUAUGGGACCAAGUCGCAAUUCAUUAUCUGGUCGAUCCACUCCAAUUGUGCCCAGUACUACAGACUGGUGCGAUGCGUCCACUCCGCGACAAUAUUACAACCCCGAUGGCGACAUUGGCAUGAUUGACCAGUUCUCCUCAGAGCAACUGUUGGAUGUUGCUUCAUUAUAUGGAGUCUCUGAGAAAAUGGAAUAUGACGCAAGACUUCAUCGUUCCGCUGCUGUGUCGUGUGAGGCGACCUUUACUUGGAGCGGAAAUCUUCCUAUUCGCCUUUACGUUACGCCCACUUAUUCACCAAAGGUGUUUCUUGGUGGGGUACCGUGGGACAUCACCGAAGCGUCAUUUCAUUUGACUUUCAAACCAUACGGACUAGUUCGGGUGAAAUGGCCAGGAAAAGACACCAAAGGACCUCGCUAUCUUCUACGAGCUGGAUACGUUUAUCUGCUAUUUCAAAGUGACAAGUCCAUAAAAAGUCUCCUGCAUAACUGUACUCGAGAUGUCACAACCAACGAAUGGUUAUUUAGGCUGUCGAGUAGACGCAUGCGCAGCAAAGAAGUGCAGAUCUGGACUGUAAAGUAG
Molecule: messenger RNA, 786 nt
Organism: Styela clava
Lineage: Eukaryota; Metazoa; Chordata; Ascidiacea; Stolidobranchia; Styelidae
Source: RefSeq, a predicted model, not a curated record